Molecule: messenger RNA, 3399 nt
Organism: Carlito syrichta (Philippine tarsier)
Lineage: Eukaryota; Metazoa; Chordata; Mammalia; Primates; Tarsiidae
Gene: SLC26A9
Product: solute carrier family 26 member 9
Exons: 20
Coding region: 50-2428 (792 amino acids)
Biological process (GO): transmembrane transport
Cellular component (GO): membrane
Molecular function (GO): chloride transmembrane transporter activity; bicarbonate transmembrane transporter activity; sulfate transmembrane transporter activity
Source: RefSeq, a predicted model, not a curated record
CUCAGCCUCCUCUACUCUGCUUCUCCCAAAGCCUGCAAAUGCCCCAGACAUGAACCAGCCCAGGCCCCGCUACGUGGUAGACAGAGCCGCAUACUCUCUCACCCUCUUCGAUGAUGAGUUUGAGAAGAAGGACCGGACAUACCCAGUGGGAGAGAAACUUCGCAAUGCCUUCAGAUGUUCCUCAGCCAAGAUCAAAGCUGUGGGGUUUGGGCUGCUGCCUGUGCUCUCCUGGCUUCCCAAGUACAAAAUCAAAGACUACAUCAUCCCAGACCUGCUGGGUGGACUCAGCGGGGGAUCCAUCCAGGUGCCACAAGGCAUGGCAUUUGCUCUGCUGGCCAACCUUCCUGCAGUCAAUGGUCUCUACUCCUCCUUCUUCCCCCUCCUGACAUAUUUCUUCCUGGGGGGUGUGCACCAGAUGGUGCCAGGUACCUUUGCGGUUAUCAGCAUCCUGGUGGGUAACAUCUGUCUGCAGCUGGCCCCAGAGUCGAAAUUCCAGGUCUUCAACAAUGCCACCAAUGAGAGCUAUGUGGACACGGCAGCCAUGGAAGCAGAGAGGCUGCACGUGUCAGCAACGCUAGCCUGCCUGACCGCCAUCAUCCAGAUGGGCCUGGGCUUCGUGCAGUUCGGCUUUGUGGCCAUCUACCUCUCUGAGUCCUUCAUCCGGGGCUUCAUGACGGCCGCUGGUCUGCAGAUCCUGAUCUCAGUGCUCAAGUACAUCUUCGGACUGACCAUUCCCUCCUACACAGGCCCAGGGUCCAUCGUCUUUACCUUCAUUGACAUCUGCAAAAACCUCCCCCACACCAACGUUGCCUCACUGGUCUUCGCCCUCAUCAGUGGAGUCUUCCUGGUGCUGGUGAAGGAGCUCAAUGCUCGCUACAUGCACAAGAUCCGCUUCCCCAUCCCUACAGAGAUGAUUGUGGUGGUGGUGGCUACAGCUAUCUCCGGGGGCUGUAAGAUGCCCAAAAAGUAUCACAUGCAAAUCGUGGGAGAGAUCCAACAUGGGUUCCCCACUCCGGUGUUGCCUGUGGUUUCUCAGUGGAAGGACAUGAUAGGCACAGCCUUCUCCCUGGCCAUCGUGGGCUACGUCAUCAACCUGGCUGUGGGCCGGACCCUCGCCAGCAAGCACGGCUAUGACGUGGAUUCGAACCAGGAGAUGAUUGCCCUGGGCUGCAGCAACUUCUUCGGCUCCUUCUUUAAAAUUCACGUCAUCUGCUGUGCUCUCUCCGUCACUCUGGCUGUGGAUGGCGCUGGAGGAAAAUCCCAAGUGGCGAGCCUUUGCGUGUCUCUGGUAGUGAUGAUCACCAUGCUGGUGCUGGGGUCCUAUUUGUACCCUCUCCCCAAGUCUGUGCUAGGAGCCCUGAUUGCUGUCAACCUCAAGAACUCCCUCAAGCAACUUGCCGACCCCUACUACCUGUGGAGGAAGAGCAGGCUGGACUGUUGUGUCUGGGUGGUGAGCUUCCUCUCCUCCUUUUUCCUGAGCCUGCCGUAUGGUGUGGCAGUGGGUGUCGCCUUCUCUAUCCUGGUUGUGGUCUUCCAGACCCAGUUUCGAAAUGGCUACGCUCUGGCCCAGGUCAUGGACACUGACAUUUAUGUGAAUCCCAAGACCUACACUGGGGUCCAGGACAUUCAGGGGAUUAAGAUCGUUACCUACUGUUCCCCUCUCUACUUUGCCAACUCUGAGAUAUUCAGGCAAAAGGUCAUUGCCAAGACGGGUAUGGACCCCCAGAAAGUAUUACUAGCCAAGCAGAAAUACCUCAAGAAGCAGGAGAAGAGGAGAACAAUGCCCACACAGCAGAGGAAGUCUCUAUUCAUGAAAACCAAGACUGUCUCCCUGCAGGAACUCCAGCAGGACUUCGAGAACGCCUCCCCGACCGAUCCCAAUAACAACCAGACGCCGGCUAAUGGCGCCAGUGUGUCCUACAUCACCUUCAGUCCCGACACCGCCUCAACUACCCAGUGUGAGCCGCCAGCCUCUGCUGAGGCCCCCGGUGAGCCCUGUGACACGCUGGCCAGUGUCCCGCCCUUCAUUACCUUCCACACCCUCAUUCUCGACAUGAGUGGGGUCAGCUUUGUGGACCUGAUGGGCAUCAAAGCCCUAGCCAAGCUAAGCUCCACCUACGGGAAGAUUGGUGUGAAGGUCUUCUUGGUGAACAUCCAUGCCCAGGUGUACAACGACAUCAGCCAUGGAGGCGUCUUUGAGGAUGGGAGUCUAGAGUGCAACCACGUCUUUCCCAGCAUUCACGAUGCUGUCCUCUUUGCCCAAGCAAAUGCCCGAGAAGCUGUGGCCCGAGGACGCAACUUCCAAGGAGCUCCAAGGGACUCUGAGCUCUCCUUGUAUGAUUCGGAGGAGGACAGCCCCAGCUACUGGGACUUAGAGCAGGAAAUGUUUGGGAGCAUGUUUCACGCAGAGACCCUAACCGCCCUGUGAGGACCCAGCCAGUCCUCAUGCUGUCUCCGGAGUACCUGGCUUCCACGAAGGAUGAGCCCAGGAUCACAGGGAGUAACUGGUAGAGGAGAAUGCAGCCUCCAGGACUCCGGUUACUCUCUCCCCUCCUCCUCCUCUCUUCCUCCCUCCCUCCCUCCCUGCAUCUCUAGAGAGAGCUUCUCUGCAGCAGGGAGAGCCUGCUCUUACAGGAGUAAGAGUCCAGCGAGCCCACCCAUCACCUCUCCUGACCCUCAGGCCCUGGUUGGCAAUGAGCAAGCCUCCUCACUCCACCUACCCACCCGUGCUCUGCCCAUGGCAGUUGAUGGACACCUUGACUCCAAGACUUUAAGAGUGAGCCAAGAACAGAAGGACAAGUACAACUGUGUUGACCUGGUGUGCAUGCUUCAAAGUCCUAGGGCCCUCAUGGCUUGGUGUCAGAUGGUAUCAGGCUGUCAUAGGACACAGGGAUAAACUUGUCUCCUCCAGCUGCCCCAACUCUGUCCCUGGCAGCUCUCCAGUCAGGGACACGUGCUCCCACACCCAGGAGUCUGUCUGUCUUGAUGACUGUGUGUGCUUCCUCUUCAUCCCAAGGCUACCCAGAUCUUCACUGCUGUCAACAUAUCAGACUCUAACCUGGGUCAUGUCCAGGACCCUCAAGGCCACCAGAGCUACCUCCCCAAGGGCAUCCCACCAACUAAGGUACUGCCUCAGCCUCCUGAAACACCACUCCCCAUGCCCUCAGGAGCUGCUCCCUUUUACUUGAGUCUGGAUAGGAAUCCAAAAAGAGGGGAGAGGUAGCUGGCAGAAUCUUCUGGCAGCCUAGCAAUAGAUACCAGUUAUUCUGCACAAAAACUUUUAGAAAUCCCUCUUUGUACUAGAGACUCGGAGGGAGAAAGGGUGCUAGUACCAAACGGGUGGGAGCUGGGCCCUGACCGUCCCUUCUGACCUCAUGGUCCAUCAGGGAAGUGCCUCCC